AUGCCGCCCUCGCUGGUGAGCUUGCACCUUGGCAAUGAGCGUAGAUUCAGCUAUGAGCUUGUCGUUGGAUCGCUGCCUAACUCUCUGACAGAGUUAAGCUACUCACCAUCCUACUCACAACCCUGUGAUCCAAGUGUGUUGCCUAGAUCGCUCACAUCGAUCACACUGGGAUAUGGCGCCCUCAUACAAGGCGAGUACCCAACCUCGUUGCGCCAUCUGGUGUUUCAGUAUCACAACAACUUUGACCAAGACAUCAUCCCCAACAUCCCAUCACUUCGAUCACUGGUCUUAGUAUUGGACAAAGACAUCGCACUUGGAAUGAUACCAUCCACAAUAACUUCGUUGAAGCUGCCCAGAUUCAGAAUGGGCAUCGAAUCUCGCGCUCUUCCAAGCUCGCUCACAGAACUUGUGUUGGACGACACCUUUGAUUUGUCAAAGCUGCGCGCCGGUAUCCUGCCAGAGUCACUCAAGCGACUUAAACUUAAGGGCCCGCCCUUCAGCAGCAAGAGUGCGAGCAAGAUGGUGCUGCCAGGCGGCCUUACCCACCUCACAAUGGCUGGACUUGCACAGCUCGAGUAUGUGCCGGCGGCCGCCAAGGUGGCGCACGUCCGAGUUGGUCUCCAACUUGGAUCUGGAUUCAGGCCAGUGAUGAGUCCAUUGCUUGCUCCCAUUGGGACACUGUCACUUGCCGUGGACAAACACAGCAACAAUUUGUCUCUCCAAUAUGGUGAUGACGAACUCCCUUUGUCAAUGGAUCUGUGUGCUCAACUGAUCAAGCAUGCAAUUGAGUCGGUGCCCAAUGUUGACAGAUACACGGCAAGCCUUAAACACCCGCCUGCCAAAGCUCGAUGGUGUCUGGUGGAUGAGAAGCAUGCCAUUGCAUGCAUAACAUGCAAGGGAGUGACCUGUUUCAAGAGCUUGGCCUACAAAUAA
Molecule: messenger RNA, 933 nt
Organism: Acytostelium subglobosum LB1
Lineage: Eukaryota; Evosea; Eumycetozoa; Acytosteliales; Acytosteliaceae
Exons: 1
Coding region: 1-933 (310 amino acids)
Source: RefSeq, a predicted model, not a curated record